Molecule: messenger RNA, 1713 nt
Organism: Oncorhynchus mykiss (rainbow trout)
Lineage: Eukaryota; Metazoa; Chordata; Actinopteri; Salmoniformes; Salmonidae
Source: RefSeq, a predicted model, not a curated record
AUCUCCUCAAGUAGUAUCUCUGGACGGACAGACAGCUGCUCUGAUUGGACUGGAUCCUUCUCCAGGACAAGUCGCUCCUCCCACUCAGAGGACAGGUCAAAGAUGGCGUCGUUGGGGUGUUUUCUUCGCACCGGGAAGAAUGCCGUGUCGGUGGUCCUACGAAGGGAGUUCAGCAAGACACCUCCGGCUGCUGUGCAGGUGAAUGUCCGAGAUGCCCUCAACCAGGCCAUGGACGAGGAACUGGAGAGGGAUGAGAGAGUCUUCCUUCUCGGGGAGGAGGUGGCUCAGUAUGAUGGAGCCUACAAGGUCAGCAGAGGGUUGUGGAAGAAAUAUGGAGACAAACGCAUCAUCGACACGCCAAUCACAGAGAUGGGAUUUGCUGGCAUUGCUGUUGGUGCUGCAUUCGCCGGGUUGAGGCCAAUCUGUGAGUUCAUGACCUGGAAUUUCUCCAUGCAAGCCAUCGACCAGGUGAUCAACUCCGCUGCUAAGACCUACUACAUGUCAGCCGGAGCCCAGCCUGUCCCCAUUGUGUUCCGCGGCCCCAACGGCUCCUCUGCAGGCGUGGCAGCCCAACACUCCCAGUGCUUCGCUGCCUGGUACGGACACUGCCCCGGUCUCAAAGUAGUCAGCCCCUGGAACUCUGAGGACGCCAGAGGGCUCCUUAAAGCAGCUAUCAGGGACGACAACCCUGUGGUGUUCCUGGAGAAUGAGCUGAUGUAUGGUGUGCCUUUUGACCUGUCUGAGGAGGUUAUGCAGAAAGACUUUGUCGUACCUAUUGGAAAGGCCAAGGUGGAAAGACAAGGAACCCAUAUCACUCUAGUGUCACAUUCCCGGUGUGUGGGUUUCUGUCUGGACGCAGCGACUGUCCUGGCUAAGGAGGGGGUUGAAUGUGAGGUGGUUAACCUGCGCACCAUAAGGCCCCUGGAUGUGGACACCAUUGAGGCCAGUGUGAUGAAAACCGGCCAUCUGGUCACAGUGGAGGGGGGCUGGCCCCAGUACGGAGUGGGGGCUGAGAUCUGUGCCAGAGUCAUGGAGGGCCCAGCCUUCAACUACCUGGAUGCCCCUGCAGUCCGCGUGACCGGUGUCGACAUCCCCAUGCCCUACGCUAAGAUCCUGGAGGACCACAGUGUACCUCAGAUCAAAGACAUCAUCUUCUCAGUCAAGAAGGUCUUGAAUAUGUAAACAUGCCAAAUGUCUCCCUCCGACCCCUCCGUUACUUGCAGACCAACCUUAUUUACCUUCUCAGUAUUUACUUAUACAAUAGUAAGUACUGCAGGAAGUACGUAUCCCCCCCCCCCCCCCCCACCCUCCCAUGUCAAUUUACCCCCCCACCCUCCCAUGUUAAUUUACCCCCCCACCCUCCCAUGUCAAUUUACCAGUAAAUAUACGCACAUCGCUACGGGAACAUAGUUCUUAUUCACAUCACGUGGCUACGGGAACAUUGUCCUUAUUCAGAUACAUUAAUACCUACAAUGACUUGCUCUUCUGUUUCCUGAUUGGAUGGGGGACAAAGAAGACGGUGAUGUCAAGUAAAACCAAGUCAUAUAGUAUGGAUCUGUCAUUGAUCCAUUGGUGAAAAGAAACUCUCUAAGAAGAAGAAUACAUUGUGGAUUGUAAAGGAAGUGUAUUUCUUAUUGUAACAUCAUCAGACUAUUUUAUUGCUAUAAAUUGCUCUGUUACAGAAAUAAAACUCCCAUUUUAUCAGUCUUGAAA